UAAUUUUCUGUCAAAGUUAUUCUUUCUUGCGAAUUGCCGUGCUUCCUCUCUCUACUUCUUUUUUUCUCUCUGCAAAUACACCAUGGGAAGAGGAAGGCGAGACAAGCUCUCCAAUCAGAUGGACGAGGAGUGGUCUCUAAAACCUCUAAAUGAUGAACCCGAAGAACGCUUUGCCGCCCAACUAGAAGAACGAGAGCAAGAACAGCAGCAACAACAUUUCCGUUCUACUUCUCAGCAAAGCCUCGAAACUUCCCCCACCUUGUCGUUCGCCCCCCACACCCCAAACCAACCUUCAAUUCGCCGAAACUCGAGGUGGGUCGAUCGAAGCCGGCGUGCCCAUCCGGCCCAGACUCGGUUUGUGAAGAAAGCCGAAGUGGGUUCGUCUGAUUGGACCAAAGGCGUGCAGCAAGACGAAGAAUCGGAAGUAACGGAUAGAGAUGGGCAUGCUUUAAAUUCUAAGGCUGAUGAUUCGAAGGAAGAGAGAGUCGAGGGGAAUGAGCUAACUCAGGAUCCUGAGUUUAGUGAGCGUUUUCAUGAUGUUGCCAGUAGAUUAGAAGAGCUAAAUUUGGGAGCUGAAGAGCCGGAGUUAUCUGAGGAGCAGCUCAGAAUUAAUGACCAAUUGCAGGAGGACGAGUUACUUGCUAUGGAGUCUAUAUAUGGAGACAAUGCCUUCAUCCUCAGCAGAGAGAAAGGCCUACGAUGUUUUAAGAUUCAUAUACAUAUUGAAGAUCCUGGUGAACUUACAAUUUCUGCAAAGUUAAAUUCAUCUAGUGAUUCUAAGAACAAAAGUGAAGUGAGUGAUGAGUUUUCAUACUCUUUCAAAGUACAGCAUCUUCCACCAAUUGUAUUGACAUGCUUGUUACCUAAAUCCUACCCAAGUCAUUUACCUCCUUAUUUUACCAUCUCUGCCCUGUGGUUGGAUACUGCAAGGAUUUCCAAUAUUUGCUCUGAGCUUGAUUCAAUAUGGAUAGAACAAUCAGGGCAUGAGGUUAUAUACCAGUGGGUGGAAUGGCUGCAGACUUCCUCUCUUUCUAAUCUUGGGUUUGAUAAAGAAAUACUGCUUGGCCCAUACAGCAGAAAGAAUAGUGGAGACAGGCGAGCAGUUUCAGAAAGUGUCUCUCCUGAUGUUGAUAUUCCUUCAUUAAUGAGUUAUAAUGAAAAGAAACGACAUGAGAAUUUUUGCAAAAACUUGCAUGAAUGCAGCAUCUGUUUUAGUGAGUAUGCAGGUACAGAGUUUGUUAGGUUGUCAUGCCACCAUUUCUUUUGCUGGAAAUGCAUGAAGACUUAUUCUGACAUGCAUGUCAAGGAAGGAAAUGUCAGCAAGCUUCUAUGCCCAGAUGCAAAAUGUGGCGGCAUGGUACCGCCUGUUCUUUUAAAGCAAUUGCUUGGUGACGAAGAAUUUGAACGUUGGGAGACAUUAACAUUACAAAAAACACUCGAGUCAAUGUCUGAUGUUGUCUAUUGUCCGAGAUGUGAGACGGCCUGCAUAGAGGAUGAAGAUCAUCAUGCACAAUGCUCAAAGUGCUUCUUUAGCUUCUGUACACUUUGUAGAGAGCGGCGCCAUGUAGGAAUAGCAUGUAUGACACCGGAAUUGAAGCUUCGUAUUUUACAGGAACGCCAGAAUUCAUCUCUAUUAAAGGAUGAACAGAAGCGCAGGGAGCAUGAAAUGAUUAAUGAAAUUCUUAGUGUCAAGGAGAUACUUCGUGAUGCAAAGCAAUGUCCAUCUUGUAAGGCUGCUAUAUCUCGCACUGAAGGUUGCAACAAGAUGGUAUGUGGUAACUGCGGGCAGUACUUCUGCUACCGUUGUAAUGAGGCUAUAAGUGGAUAUGAUCAUUUCAGGGACAAAGGAUGUCAACUUUUCCCACAAGAAACAAUUCAAAAUUGGGAGGAACAAAUGAAUGGCCGUCAAGUGGUGGCACAGAUUCAAGCUGAACUCUUUCCUGAUCAUGGCCUCUCAUGCCCUAAUUGUGGUCAAUUCAAUGCAAAGGUAGACAAUAACAAUCAUAUCUUCUGCUGGGCGUGUCAAGUUCAUUACUGCUACUUGUGCAGAAAAAUUGUGAGACGAGGGUCUCAUCAUUUUGGACCCAAGGGUUGCAAACAACACACAGUGGGAUAGUUUUAAAAGCAAACCUUCUAUUUAAACGGGAAAUCCAAGAGCAUUUCGUUAUAAUCAUGUAGCAUUUUGGAUAUCAGAACAGUGACCACAUGCGAGCGAGUGUUUUGAAAAAUAUAUAUACCGCUUCGAGCACUGCAAUGCAAUCCAUGGAGGGUGUUGAAGUUGAUAACACCUGCCUCAUUUGAUUGUAUAUUUAUGCUGCCUCUUUCCCCUCCCAGGCACAGCACCUCCAGUUGAGUCAUUUUUAUAUGUUCCUUUAUUUUCUUGUUGGAAAUUGGAAUGUAACCCUUUGUUUCAUCUCCCAUUAGGAUGCGCGCUGAUCUACUGCGAAUGCAAGUUGUGUGCUUUUGAUGAGGUUGUGCUUUCCGCUGCUGAGUUGUGAAUGCUAUUACUAAAGGUUAUAUUUUUUAUGUAUUAAACUUUCACGUGCAUUAACAUGGAGUACAAUUAUUUUAAAGACAAAA
Messenger RNA from Malania oleifera, 2580 nucleotides. RefSeq lists its product as uncharacterized. Bases 83 to 2116 code for a protein of 677 amino acids. Gene Ontology annotation, biological process: protein polyubiquitination; ubiquitin-dependent protein catabolic process; positive regulation of proteasomal ubiquitin-dependent protein catabolic process. The transcript has 7 exons. Gene Ontology annotation, cellular component: cytoplasm; ubiquitin ligase complex. The record is from RefSeq and is a predicted model, not a curated record. Gene Ontology annotation, molecular function: zinc ion binding; ubiquitin protein ligase activity; ubiquitin conjugating enzyme binding. NCBI's taxonomy places the organism in Eukaryota, Viridiplantae, Streptophyta, Magnoliopsida, Santalales, Ximeniaceae.